AUGAAGGGCUUUCUGAGCAACGGCAAAGCGAGCGGCGGCUUUGACCCUGUCAAGGUGCGCGCCAGCAUUCGCAUGGCCACCACGCGUCUCGGUAUGCAGAAGAACAAGUUGCUGAACAGCGUCAAGAUGCAGCGCCGCGGCAUUGCAGAGCUGCUCGCGCUGGAGAAGUAUGACUCCGCUCGCAUUCGAGUCGAGAGUUGUAUACGCGAUGAUGUCAAUAUCGAGGGCUACGAGGUGCUAUCGCUCUUCCUGGACCUUCUAGCGAAUCGUGUGCAGCUCAUCGACGAGAGCAAGGCUCUGAGGACAAGCAAGAACAAGAAGGACCCCAGCUCGGCGUGCCCUCCGGAGCUGAAGGAGGCAAUUACCUCGGUACUAUGGGCGAGCGCGCGUAUCGGCGACUCGGUGCCGGAGCUGACAGCGCUGCGCAAGUAUUUUGAGUUGAAGUUUGGGCACGAGUUUGUCGAGAUGUCGACCUCGAAUGCGGAGUUCUCGGUGAACCAGCGGAUGAUGGAGCGGCUCGGCAUGUACGCGCCGCCGAACGACAAGUGCAUUGCCUACCUCACCAGCAUCGCGAAGGAGUUCCAACUGACGAACUAUGAUGAGGAGCGACUCCGAGACCCGAACGGGUUGGUCGCGUCGGCAGCCGCGGCCAGCGGUGGUGGGAUGUUAUCCAGUGGUGGUGCAGAGUUGAGCCAGCAGGUUUGUGGCUCUGUGCGGACGCCGUCGGGCCUGUACGUCCCGCCCAUGCAGCCCCCCUAUGACGCCAUCGACCAGCGGCUCCUGCAGCUGAUGUGUGUCUAG
Messenger RNA from Leishmania braziliensis MHOM/BR/75/M2904, 801 nucleotides. RefSeq lists its product as hypothetical. Gene Ontology annotation, biological process: protein transport. The record is from RefSeq and is a predicted model, not a curated record. The transcript has a single exon. Lineage: Eukaryota; Euglenozoa; Kinetoplastea; Trypanosomatida; Trypanosomatidae. The coding region runs from base 1 to 801 and encodes 266 amino acids.